AUGACUACAGCUUCUGAAUCGAUCCACUUCGUAGCAGCAAGGGAAAUCAUCCAGACUGCCCUGGAGAAUCGCAUCAAUCAGACCGCACAGACAUCGCUUGCAAACGCCGUUGGUCUAAGAUUCAGUCAGCUGGAUCUUCUGAGCAUAGGCCAAGACUACGUCUUCAUCAUCCAUCGCGACCUACUCUUACGAGACAUUCAUGACUAUCUUACCGGAUCACACAUGGGCCUGCAGAGGGUCUUUGUCAACAUCGACUACCACUUGCCACAGCCUGAGAUUAUGCCCAACAAUCGCUAUCGUCCACUAGAGGACUACGUUCGGGAAGUACUUCUGCCCGAGAUUGAAACCAGGGUCAGCUGCUGGGCCCAGGCAGAGGAAAAGUUCAGGGUAUUGGCCGUGCCCGAAAAUAUGUCGCUUGUGACACUCACAGGAUGGAUGUUGAGCUAUCCCAUAAACUAUAUCGUCCCCAAGAGAACAUUCCGGAAGUCUAACCCCCAGGAACUGUACCACAAGCAGGGGUCCAUGAAAGAUGACUACACUACUGCAUACGAGGAGGACGAGGACGAGGACGAGGACAGCGGUCGCAAUUGUCUUGCGAAUCAAGCCCUAGUCGUGACAGGAGUGCAGUUGGAGCCGAGCGAGGAGGUCGAAGGAUUGGGAGACCAUUUGAUGAUGAGCUUCACUUAUCCGGCCAAGUUGGCUGAACGUUGGAUCGAUCGAUCGGUCAUAUCACCGGAGCCACCCUGUUCACCUUUCAGCGAUGAUUAUGGUCAAGAGAAUGAUGAAGUCGACAGUGGCGAGGACGAGCAGUUUGUGGAUGCAAGCGAUGUGGAGUACACAGAGUCUGAUCAAGACGCUUCGCCGCAUCUGGAGUCAAAGAAAACCAUCCCUAUCACGAACUUGCCCAAAACGAUGACGGGAACUUGCGAUAUCUCGAACUCAGCAGAAGCACAACUCUUACCUCCUCAGCCUCAAGAACCAACUGCUUCCGCCAAACAGAACAUGUGUGAGCAUGUAGCCUAG
Molecule: messenger RNA, 1023 nt
Organism: Gamsiella multidivaricata
Lineage: Eukaryota; Fungi; Mortierellomycota; Mortierellomycetes; Mortierellales; Mortierellaceae
Exons: 5
Coding region: 1-1023 (340 amino acids)
Source: RefSeq, a predicted model, not a curated record